Cooperia oncophora is the source of this 357-nucleotide messenger RNA. The record is from the annotation of a GenBank genome assembly. Lineage: Eukaryota; Metazoa; Nematoda; Chromadorea; Rhabditida; Trichostrongylidae.
AUGACCGUAACCGCCUUCUUUGAGACGGAACGGACUAGUGACGAGCAUUUGCUGACAUUCAUCAUGGAAACGUUUCCGCGCGAUGUUUGUGGCCUGAACUUUUAUGAUCCACGUGAAGCUGACGAGUUUCAUCGGAUACUUGUAGAAGAAAACCGAGGAAGAAUCUCCCGACAUGCUAAUCGACCAAAGCGACAGGCACCACCGCCCCCAUCAAAGGUCGUGGGCGUGGAAGCGAUCGACAGACUCUCCGAACUCUCUAGUGAGACUCCCAUCGAUAACAACGAGAAGAAGGAGCAUCGAAAAAGUUUUUUCGGAGGAUUUUUCACUAUGAGAAAGAAAAAGAAAGAGCGAAAGAAA